Messenger RNA from Aedes albopictus (Asian tiger mosquito), 9287 nucleotides. RefSeq names its product protein Wnt-5 (gene Wnt5). Gene Ontology annotation, biological process: multicellular organism development; cell fate commitment; neuron differentiation. Gene Ontology annotation, molecular function: frizzled binding; cytokine activity. The transcript has 9 exons. The coding region runs from base 1340 to 4315 and encodes 991 amino acids. The record is from RefSeq and is a predicted model, not a curated record. Gene Ontology annotation, cellular component: extracellular region. NCBI's taxonomy places the organism in Eukaryota, Metazoa, Arthropoda, Insecta, Diptera, Culicidae.
AUUGCGCUGUAUUUUGAUAACUAAUAACUCUACGGCCCCUUAAGUAUCGUUUUAAGAGGAGUUAACUGCAUUGCUCUCAGUUUGAAGUCAUUGUAAAAUUGCACAAUAUCCAAAGUAAAUACUGAUAUCUGGCAUUCUUAGAACGAUUAUAUUUAAAUUAAACUGCAUGUGGCUGGUUAAAAGCUAUUGCGUAAUGCAAAUACAAGUACCAUAAAUGCGCUUUACUGCAAGAGUUACAAGUCUCAUACGCCCCAAUGCACGUCAAACUAAAGAUGCAACGCUGAAAAGCAGUCAAUUAACAAAUGCAAUUCAUUAAAACGGAAGCAAACACUAUGCUGCCGUUUUCCAAUAUUUACUCAAUUAAAUGGAUGCUGACGAUGCCUAACAGAAAACUACUGUAUGGAGCAUCAUCGCGGAACGUGCCCAGGCAAGCUUCAAUCAAGGUGAUGGAAAGCAAAUAUCUACAUACUGGGAAAAGAAAGAUCAGCCACCGAGUGCUAUAGAUAAAGUUAUUGCCUUUUUUCAGCACGAAUGUCAUCAACUUUCAUCAACUUUCAGAAUAAAAUAAGGAUUAACUAUGAUGGUACAUCUUUCAAAAUUAGAUCGAGUUUGAAUAAAAUCAACAUCAGAUGUGAUAAAAACGACUUUGUUUUUGAGAAUGUAAACUAAAGUUACAUUACAAAAAUAUUGUUUUCCCACAAAAUAUGUUUUUAUUCACAACUUUUUAAAAUGUUCAUGCUUGCUUGGAAAAUUACAUCGUAAAGCUUAAUCACAAGUCUAUUUAAUAUUGAAUUCAAACGAUUUAAAUCAAAUAAACCACUUUUUUAUAAACUUUGAUCCGUUCUACGUUAAUGUCUGCAAACUAUUGUAAUAAGUAAACAGUUCCAGGCAAAGUUCCUCUGCUAUUACACAUUAGUAGCUAUCUUUCCGGCGGCACAUACAAAAUUAACCCAACUCAUUUAGUCGAGCUAUUUGGUUAAUUUAAUUAAAUUUGAUAACCGAAGCUUAGCACCAAAACACGUACUUCGGGGCAAAGCUUUCGGAACGGUCAAACAGCUUCCUGUGUACACAGCUGUACAAACAUCUGUGCGCUUAGAUAUACGAAAAAAGAUUUUUCCAUUCAUUUAUAUUAAUUUUAUCCUUCUCCAGCUUCCACGAGGCGGCUUCCAUGUUCCAUUCAACCGAGAAGAACUAACCCACAUUUUAUCAACAAAGCUCAACUCGUUCGUUCGUAGGACGUAUGCACUAAAUAGGGUUACCUUUCACUGGAAGGGAGUGAAAAGGGUUCGUAUAUCUCGCCACUCAUCUGCACACGUUUGGAGUACAAGAAGCCUACAAAAUGUCUACAGCACACAGUGGCAAAUGCCUCGGACUGAAGUCGCCUUUCAUCCAGUUCCGGUCGGAGUUCGAGGUGCUCUCGAAUAACAGCAUAUCAUUGAACCUCACAGAAAUACGACACAAACUGAAAAGUGUACAAAAUUUGGACCACUUCAUUCGUCCAGUGGAUAGUGGUCGAAAGGAUGACGGCAAGAGACAGCUUCUUUCGGGUUCUGGGCUGUCUCCAUCGACUGGUGUGGUCAAUACGCUUCCUAGCAACAUGACGAUUACAUUUCUGACCACAACACCCCCAUCGUUCGUGAAUCAUUUCGAAAUAACGACAGAGAAUGGCUAUUCGAACGAUAUAGACGUAGAGAGGAAAAGCUUCAGUGAACAUAUGAUAUCUGAUGAUAGCAGUAAAAAGGAAAGAAAAUACAUCAUACCGUUAGCACUGAAGACCUCGUCCAAUGAAAAGGAGAAAACAUCGUCCAUAUUUCAUGGAUCAUCGACCAAUAUUGACGACCUCAAGCGCCAUAUUUUGAUGCUGCAAAAUCUGACUCAGUCUGAUAAAAACUUUCAAAGCAAAUUUGUGGUUUUCCCUUCGUUACAAAAGAAUGGAACAGAGUCAUCAACCGUCACUGCAGUACCAGUUUCGACAAGUGCUCCUACGACAACAACAACAUCUCGUCCUCCUUUUCACCAAAUGCCAGUGCUCCAAAUUAGGGAAGAUCAAAGUGCGGUUAAAACGUUUCCUGAAAAGUUCACACGGCUACGGCCAACGAUCAAUAUGCCACGCCAAAUCCUGCCCAACUCUCAAGAUAUAUUAUCCGAUAAUAAAGACGACAUGUUCAAAAUGGAAAAAAUUACAAUAGUCCCUCAGGUUUUCUUACAGAAUGACCAAACUCCGGAUUCCUCCGCAGAUGAAGAGAAUAAUAACAAUAAUUACGGCCACAAUAACGACAGAAAGAAAGAGAUCAAAGGAAAUGACGGAGAGAGUAUCAAGAAUAAAAAACCAUCGCCGCUCGUCCAUCAUGGAACCAGUCCCAGCAGAGAAGGGACAACACAAGAGAUAAGCAAUAAAUCUCCUCUGUCGGCCACAAUACUACCAUCGGCACGGAAACUCGGACGCAACAACAAAACCACAUCGGCGGCAUUGGCGUCUAGCACGCUACAAACAGCCAUUGCCGCCAAAGAUGCUGAAUUCGAUAAUGCCUCUACACGUGGCACCAGCAGCAAUGUACGGGGAAACGGCAAGAAACGAAAUCGGAAAAAUAAAAAGCCAUCCGAACAACCAAUUAACUCCAAUCCGGUUCAUGAUAUCCACGAUGGAGUACCGAACCAAAGCUCAAACAAGACCAAAGCCGGCAGAAAAGGUGCUAAACGCCUUCAAAGACUCCAGCAGAAAGCAUUUAUGUUGCAGCAAUUAACAUCCAGCUCAUCGACUGUUGCGUCUCCUCCUGCAACGACCGCGACGAACUUCAAUCGAAAACUUUCGCGCUUCCGCCGGGCUGAACGGCUUACGAACAAAGCUCUGCGAACUCAGCUGGAGCAUACUUAUGCCAAAGAUAGUACAAUAGUUCCAAUAUACGGAUCAAUUAACGGAUCCAGUGUAAGUGCCAUAACCGGUCUAGCUAGUAGUAGUGUAAGUGUUAAAAAUACCACAGUUUUUUCCAUUGAUAGCGGAAAUAACAAUGGUGGCAAUCACAGUGAAAAAGAUAUAAUCAACCUAAAUCCAGACCUCUGCUACAAAGUGACCGGGUUAAGUGGAGGACAACAGAAGUUAUGCGCUCAGCAUACAAGUGUCAUGCCAGCCAUAAGCCGCGGUGCAAGAGCUGCCAUUCAGGAAUGCAAGCACCAGUUCAAGCACCGCCGAUGGAACUGCAGCACCAUAGAGGACGACACCGUUUUCGGACCAGUUUCAAAUAUAGGUUCACCGGAGAUGGCAUUCGUCCAUGCGCUGGCAGCGGCUGCGGCUGCCAGCUUUAUAGCUCGCGCCUGCCGUGACGGACAGUUAGCAUCGUGCGGAUGCUCACGGAGCUCUCGGCCCUCACAACUUCACGAAGAUUGGACCUGGGGUGGCUGUGGAGAUGACAUGGAAUUCGGCUACAAGUUUUCCCAAACGUUCAUUGACAUCAAAGAGAAGGAACGGAAACGUGGUACCCGAGGCCUGGUGUCAAUUCCGGCAAAGUACCCUAAAAUUGUGGAAAGGUUACUAGAAACAUUAAACGACACGAGUGAGCACAUUCUCAACGGAACUGACACUCUAUUCCGUCCAGAGGAUCUGCAAAAACUGCAAGAUAAAAUAGCCAAAGAAAUAUCCAGUUCAAAUCUGGAUCCCAAAGAAAUGAAUGAACUUCAGGAUAGGAUAAAUAAGGAAAUAACUAACUCCGAGGUAUUCAACUUGAAACACUUCAAUAUAUAUGACAAACUGAAAAAAAUGUUCAAAAAACCUGAGAAGACGCUCAACGGUGUUAAAUUUAGCGCAUCAGCGAAAGCACGUGCUCUGAUGAAUCUGCACAAUAAUGAAGCCGGUCGAAGAGCAGUUAUCAAAAAGUCACGAAUUAUUUGCAAAUGCCAUGGCGUUUCUGGUUCGUGCAGUCUCAUCACUUGCUGGCAACAGUUGACCUCAGUUAGAGAAAUCGGUGAUUUCCUGCGCGAGAAAUACGAUGAGGCAACACAGGUGAAAAUAAAUAAGCGGGGUCGAUUGCAGGUCAAAGAUCCUAGGUACAAAAUCCCAACACCGCUGGAUUUGGUAUAUCUAGAUGAAAGUCCCGACUGGUGUCGAAAUAACAGACAACUCAAAUGGCCAGGAACCCAUGGUCGUGUCUGUAAUAAAACUUCCUCCGGGCUGGAUGGAUGUGCGAUUCUCUGCUGUGGACGAGGCUAUAACACGAAAAAAAUCGUAGUCAAGGAGCGUUGCAACUGUAAAUUCCAGUGGUGCUGCCAAGUUAAAUGCGACAUGUGUACACGGCAUAUAGAGGAGUAUACGUGUAAAUAAGUAUUAUAGUUUAGCGAGGCAAAAGUCGGUAUUAAUUAUGUAACUGAAUGGUGUCUGAAAGCAUACCUACAUUUUUGUGCAUAACUAAUCUUCUGAAUUAUUAAACUUUAAAGUCCUUUCACAUAUAUUUUACCGAAAGUACAUAAUAAAAAUUAUAAAAUCUCAAAAAAAUGGGAUUUUUUUUAUUUUACGAAAAUAAUCAUCGAGUAGGUAUGCUUUCAGAAAGAGUAUGAGAAUGCAAAAAGAAACGAAUGUGAAUAUGAAUUUUGUGAUUUGUGUACUCCCUAGAUCAAAAGUUUGGAUUCAUCCUCUUAAAUAUGGAAAUAUUUAAUGUUCAUAACUAGUUUGUCUUUAGGGCCAACAUAACCGAAUCAGACAUCGCUGUGACAUUUGAACAUUUUUUAAUUCGACAUAUGACGAAAAAGCGGGGUACGAAUUAAAAAGCGUCGUAUUAAAACGUGUCGAACCAGCGGGGUAAGAUGGUAGUUUUUAAAACUCGUGGAAAAAGAGAAGGUUAAUGAACUUGGAAGUGAUUAUACAGGGGGUGGCCAAAAUCUUUGGGAUAGGCAACUUUUUUUCUCUCACAAAAAAGUUCAACAUGCUGUAACUUUUCAUAGAGUGCAUCAAAUAUUCUCAAAUUUCGACUGUUUGUCAACCUAUUAUAUGUGUAUCAUUGCACAUUGGUCGGGCUCCAUACAAAGGGGCGGCCAAAACUCUCAAAAAACGGAAUUGAUAUUUUUAAACUUUUUUUCGCCUUAUAACAAAGAUAAUGUAUUGUAGUUUUAUGAUUCUUAAUUAAAAGCAUACCAGCUUUUGUAUUUCAAUGACAUUUUCACUGCCAAAGUGGCCCAAGUCAUAAAAUUGAAAAAUGAAUUAUUCGAAAAAAGUAAAAUAAUAAUAUUUUGAGAAUGGAAUAUAUGUUUUAUGUUAUCCAGCAUAUGAAAGCUUGUUAUUGGACUGUUUGAAUGCACAUAUGGUGCAAAAUUAAUAUGUCACAAAACUUUUCAAAUUUUCAUAUUUUGUACCUUAGGAAUUUUGGUAAUUUUUAAGUUAAAAAACGGUUCGUGUCGUCACGUGUCGCCGCAAUUUCGAAUAGUACAUCUUAAACAUCAUGCUUAGGGCUGCAUAAAAUUGUUUAAACUUUUUGCAGAAAUUUGCAGUUUUUCAAAUUAGAGCUAUUUAAAAAAGUCGUGUUUUUUCAUAUGUUUUACGUUAUUUUUCCAUUUUUGACUGAAAUAAAAUUUAUCUUCCCACAUUUUUCACACGUUUUGAACAAACUUGAUUGGAUUUGAUCGAAAGAUGAUCAUUUAAUUAAAUUCAAAUUGAUUUUCCAACAAAAAACGCAAAAAAUGUGGGGUUUGCUGAUUUUUACCGUUUUUGAAAUUUUUGAAGUUACGUAAUUUUUGAAUACUCCUUUUUAAACACUAAAAAUACUAUAUAUCAUAUCUAGACAACCUAUAACUUCGAUUAAACACAUAAAAAGAGUUUUGGCCGAACUUUAUCUUUUUCCGACCAUUGUGCAUUGGUACAAAUUUGAGCUCGAUUGGUUAAUCUUUCGCUUCUUUUUUUAGACUACUAAUUUUUGAGCUGUCAUAUCCCGGAGACCAGUGAACCGAGUUGAAUGAAAUUUUGAACUUUUAUCCACAAUAUAUUAAUGCUUGAAAAUCAAAAAAUGCUUGAAAACAUGGCAGCAUGGGUACUUUUUAAACGUUGAAAAAAAUUAUGAUGGAUAGACACUUUUUGGAUAUUUUUCGAAAAAAUGCAUUUUUUUACAUCAAUGUAAUACAAUUUUAUUUUUGAUAUCCAAAGAUUUUCUACUUUUGUUCAAAAGAUAUCUAUAGAAAGAUAUAUUUGAGGCUAUUUGGAUUAAAGGAAGAACAAAUUUUGUAGUUUUUGUGCAGUAUAGUAAAUUUGACUCAUUUUCCUCUAAAUGAGUGAAAAUGUCAAACCAUCAUAACUUUUUUCAACGUUUAAAAAGUAUCUAUGUUCUGAUGAAUUUUCAAGCAUUAUUAUAUUAUUGAUAAUCGCACAAAAUUUCAUUCAAUUCAGUUCACUGGUCUCCGAGAUAUGACAGUGCAAAAAUUGAUAGUCUUUAAUAUAGUGUUUUACCAGAUCAGUUAUAACUUCGCGAAAGAUUAACCAAUCGAGCUCAAAUUUGUACCACUGAUGCACACAUAAUAGGUUAAAAAACAGUCAAAAUUUGAGAAUAUUCGAUGCACUCUAUGAAAAGUUUUGGCCACCCCCUGUAACAAACUAACUGACUAAGCUAAGGUGCAAGCUUUGUCUCCAUUGGGACGUCAGGCCAAAUCCAAGAAGAAUGUUUUUGCUAAUUGAAAAAAAAUGAUGUUUUUGAUAAAUCAUAAGAUAUUGUAACGAAGGGAAUUUGGUACGCUGUUCACCCAAAACAAAUUUAAAUAUUCUUAUUUGAAAUCCCUAGUUUGAGAUUACUAUAUUAUUCAUACGCGCCAACUUGUGACGUAGUUGUGGGGGGGGGGGGUAGUGCAAGGCCUCUCAAAACCAAUAUUUCAUUGACAAAAUCGAUGCAGUUUAUCCAAAUUAGGCAUAUUCAAGUGGAAACUACUGCAUUUAGUUGAAAAAAGUUGCAUUUUCUUUGAAGAGCUUUGCCCCAACCUCCCCCUCCCACAAUUACGUUACAGGUUGGCGCGUAUGAUAUCAUUUAACACAAACUGAUUUUUUUGAAAAUCAGCCAAAUGCUUAGCUGAAGGUAAGUAGAACAAUCAAUGAAGGCUAAUUUCACAGUUUUGGUCAUGAUACCAUAAUCAUCACGAAUUUCUUUUCAGAAAUAAUCACACGUGACAUAAAUAUCGUUCAUAAAUUUUGAAGACAGCCUGUUGUACGGUAAUUGGCAGAUAGUAUAAAAAAUAAAAAAGUGCAUGUUUUAAGAGAUGAAUUCAAUCUUUUGAUUCUAAGAGCGAGACCUUAUUUAUUUAUUUAAACAAAGAGCGAACAGGUGUAAACAAUUACUAGGAGAUAAUCAAAGAAAAGCUAUCUCGUAGUGAUUAGAUUGCUUAACAUGUGCUAUAUUAGUAACAAUAUGUGGAUGGUUAAAUAUUUUAUUAUUGCAACAUAUCUUGAGUCGUGCGUCUUAUCAUAAGAAUUGAUGUUGAUUUCACGAAAGUUUCGAAUGAAGUGAUUACUAAAAUAUUUGUAGAUAUUUAUUAUCGAUUGAUUACGCACUCCUGUGAAAAUAUACACUUUAGCUUAUUUACUUACUGAUGCUACUACAUGGAGAGAACACAAAAAGAUUUUUUGUUUUGUAUAAAUGAUGGAACAGACUUUUCAUCACAAAUAUAGUAUCUUUUCACAAGUAUUGCUUAUUUUCAAAUAUGGUAACACUCUUGCGCUCUUAAGAAUAACCUGAACCACAGUGACACAAAGAGUUCAAAUUUCUUGUAGUGUUGCUAUAUUCAUUAUGGGAGUUGCAAUAUUUCGUGAAGAGAUUUGAUACUUUUGACAACUAUUGUUUUUUGAAAUUGAAAGUGUAAAUAAUAGAUAUAUCAAAUAUUUGCAUCGAACCAGUAUUAUUAGGUGAUUUAAAGUAUGAAUUUCAUAAAACAAAAACUUUUAUCUCUCUAAGUUUUUUACUAGAACAUUUUUACAGCUUACGGUAGUUCUACGAAUAUUUAUUAUAGUUGUAGAAUUCAGUGUAUCAUUGUCAUUCACAUUUAUACUGCAUUCAUCGGAACGGAGUGCAAACGAUUUAGGUUUAAAUGGAACAAUGUAAUCAUAGUUACACUUUUUACUAUCACAUAUCCAAUCAUACGUUUAAAUUGAUUAUUCAGACAUGAACAGGCCUAGCAUUUGCAAAAUUCUUCUUGUGGUCUGAACCAGAACGAGGAAUGUUGAGCAAAUUGUCCAGCAAUGUACAUACCUUUAUUUAAUAAACCCGAUUUCAUGGUAGAAUGUUUGUCCGAUUCUAGAUGUAUAAUAUUUCUCGAAACGUAACAAUGAGGCAAUGUAUAAUUAAAGAAAAAUAAAUAUAUAUUCGUUCUAUAGGACGUUUAUGUUCUUAUUAAAUAUUUUUUUAAUUUUAUUUUCAGUUAAUAUCACAAGCCCACAAAUAGAAUAAAUUCCAAAUUCGUUCCAGAAUGAAAUUAAUUGACAACAAGACCAUUUUCAUUUACCAUUGAUUUUAGCUUUUGAAAAACGAUUGUCAUUUGACUGUAUUCUAAACAGCAUUUUACACAUUUUUGUACCAUUGGUGCUCGUAAUCAUAAAAUUGUUAAAAAAUGGGGAAGGAUACUUUUUCGGGUGUUAUAGGUCAUUCAAACUGUCUUUGAUUUUACAUCGUGAAGUCUGCGGGAGUACAGUGACCGGCACAAAAAAAGAUCCACCAUAGUGAUUGCUGUUUCCAGUGAAAAAUGCAUGCAAAAAUGAUAAAAUAUAUCUUUCAAUGAAUGCACUUCAUUCAUUUUACAUUGUUUUAGUGAUCUAUGUUGAUAAAUAUUUGGUUCUUGAGGAAUAAAAUGAUUUCUGAUAAGAUUGGGAAAAUUUUCUAAAAAUUGGGUAUGACAGAAAAAAAGAUCCACUUAGCAAUUAAUUCUAAAACUUCAAAAUUUCGCCAAAUUUUCACAAUUUUUGCUUCUUGGUUUAUGCUGUUGUGAUGUUUUUGACUUGUGAAAUUUAUUUUGACAUGAGUUUUAUGAAUUUUAGGGUGAUAUGCGGCGAGUUUAUUUUUCAUGGUUAAUAUAAUAGGUAAAACUUUCCCUAAACUCAAUUCAAUUUCGUGAUAUAUCUCACAAAAAUCGUACCGGAAGUAACUAUGUUCACUAGUGCCGCGUGAUGGCAAAAUUCGGAACUAUUUUCUUCAUGACCUGGAAGUACUCGUAGCCAUAAACAACUUUGCCAAAGAUAUAUCUACAGUACUUUCCUAUCUGGCUUUAAUCUCGCCGAAGUCUUUCCGGAAGUAACUAUGUCUACUAGUGCCACAUUGUGGUAAAAUUCUGAACGA